This is a messenger RNA of Fusarium tjaetaba, 972 nucleotides long. RefSeq names its product short-chain dehydrogenase reductase SDR. The coding region runs from base 1 to 972 and encodes 323 amino acids. Lineage: Eukaryota; Fungi; Ascomycota; Sordariomycetes; Hypocreales; Nectriaceae. The transcript is spliced from 3 exons. The record is from RefSeq and is a predicted model, not a curated record.
AUGACUGACAACACUCGCGACCUGCGCUCACUCAGUACCCUCGCAGGCAAAACCGUGAUCGUAACAGGCGGCGCAAAUGGCAUCGGAGCCGAGACUGUGCGAUUCUUCAACUCAUAUGGAGCGAAUACAGUCAUCGCCGAUCUUGAGCGCACUCGUGCUGAGGCAGAAUCGCUUAUUCGAUCCUUGCAGCAUCCCUCCUCUGCGCUUUUCAUCAGUGUCAACAUUCUCCUCUGGGAUGAAAUGAGAGCUCUUUUUUCUCAGAGCAUAUCGCACUUCGGUAAUAUCGACAUUGUGGUAGCCAAUGCCGGCAUAAUGGAGAGCACUAGUCUGUUCGAUAUCGAAAACGUUGACGAACAGGGGGAAUUGCGCGAAUCGAUAGAAGGGUUUCGCGUGAUUGAUGUCAACCUCAAGGGAACCAUCAAUACGUUACGGCUCGCACUGCAUCACAUGCAGCACAACGAACUAGGUUCCUCUGAUGGUCUGAGAGGAUCUGUGGUUCUUGUUACUUCAACAUCAGGCUAUUUUGGAACUACUGGCGUAGGGGCAUACAUCACAUCUAAGCACGGGCUCACGGGCCUACUUCGAGCAUCACAGCAAGUCGCUCGAGGCCUCGGUAUCGGAGUCAAUGCUGUUGCUCCGUUCUUUACACCAACACCAACGUUCAAGGAGUUGGGUGAGAAGUGGAAAGACUCAGGCCUAAAGUCGAAUACUCCAGAAGAUGUCGCUGAGACUAUCGCUCUUGCCUCUACGCAGAAUGAGACUGGAAAAUGUUACAUGGUCGUUGGGGGAAAGACGGUAGAAGUAGAAGAUAGCAGAAGCGCACUUGUUGAACAAUGGCUUGGACGAGAAGCUGCAGGCUUGUUGCAAUCUGCUAGCAAGCUCUUUGAGGAUAAAGGCUAUCCCUUGCCUAAUAAAGGGCAUGAGAAACCUCACACAGAAGGCUUUAGUCUACCCCACAACAAGUAUAAAUAA